UCUAUCUGUAGUGUGAUUGAGUUUUUUUAGCGAUUUCAUAUUUAAUUUGUAAUAAGUAAAAUUGAUAAUUAUGUUUUAAAUUACUAUAAAUCAUCAUCAUCGAUCCUUAUUUUAUACAGUCACGUAGUAUUUACAUGAAAAGUGGCUCAGGCGAUGUUACUAUACCUGUUUACAUGAACGGAAGAUUGCACUGAAAAUGGAGGCCUCCAAUAACACAGACGCCGUAAACCUUGGAGUUGGUGAAGUAGAGGCCGAAAUAGGAGAAGAACUUAAACAGUUGGAAGAAGGUAAAGACUAUGACACGAGAAGUGAAGUGUCCAGCUCGUCUUCAAGUGAUUCGAGUACUCCCAGUAUCAGUUCAGUUAGCACCAAAUCUAAAGAAAGACGCGCUAACCGUAAACGUACCAAGUCUGAAAGUCGCUCUCCCGUUCAAAAUAAGAGGAGAUGUAUUUCGAGCACGACUAACAAAACAAAGACUUACGAUUACAUGACCAAACUAAAUUAUUUAUUUAGAGACACACGAUUUUUCCUGAUUAAAUCUAACAAUGCAGAGAAUAUAACUCUGUCCAAAGCUAAAGGCGUAUGGUCUACUUUACCCCAAAAUGAAGCAAAUUUAAACCAGGCUUACAGAGAAUCAAGAAAUGUACUAUUGAUAUUUUCCGUGAAGGAAAGUGGUAAAUUCGCCGGGUUUGCUCGCCUGGGCAGCGAGUCGAGGCGUGACGUACCUCCGAUAUCGUGGGUGCUGCCACCCGGACUCUCGGCUAAAGUGUUGGACGGAGUUUUUAAAGUAGAUUGGAUAUGCCGUAAAGAAUUGCCUUUCAGUAGCACACUUCAUUUAUAUAAUCCAUGGAAUGAAGGAAAACCAGUAAAAAUUGGCAGAGAUGGACAAGAAAUUGAACCAAAAGUAGCUGAGGAACUGUGUAGAUUGUUCCCUGAAGAUGAAGGUAUUGAAAUGACUCCUAUAUUGAGAAAAUCAAAGGAAGCCUCAAAGAAGGGUUACAUGAAAAGUGGAGGGAGUUACAGAACAUAUCGAGCUCCACUUUCGUCUAGGGGUUCCAAUUUCAGAAACAGGUUAUCUACAUCGUCAAGAAGUGGCAGAAGAAAAAUUUUCAUGUCCCCCAGGAGUAGAUUAUCAUCUAGCUCAUACAAGAGGAGAUCACCUUCUCCAUAUGUGAGAGAUCGCUUACCAGCAUGGUUCAACCGCAGUCGAGAAGGUUAUGGCAGCAGUGGUUCUGCAGCGGCAGAAGCUUAUGUUGCAGAAUAUAUGCGUUCCAUGCACCACCAACUGCCACCACUACCAUAUGUCCCUCCUCCGGGGUUCAGCGGCGCCCUGUCGCCAUAUGACGGGCUGCCGCCGCCUCCUCCGCCGCCACCGCCUCGCUAUUACGAUUUAUCUGAUUAUCCGCGUUCAGUGCUCGUUUAUGACAAAAGAUCGUAUGAACGGUCAGUAGAUGAGUUCCUGUGGCGUACUUCAGAUCGUUCUCGUGGCCGCAGUCGUGAGCGUGAAUCACACAGAUCUUAUAGAGAGCGACGAUAAAACUAAUUGACCACCGAUGUAUUGAUUAUUUGGUAAUUGCUAAUAUUAAUAAAAAAAUGUGUUUGAACUUUGAACUUUAUUGAGUUGAAAGUUGUAGUGUUGUGACGAACCUUUAUAUUGGAACUAUCAGUAUUAAUUUGGACAGUUUAGUUUUGUUAGGUUUUAAUUAAUGGAACAAUAUCAACAAGUUUCAAGUGCAAUUGAAGUGACAAAGUAGGCUGAUAAUAAUGAGAUUGGAAGAAAUCUCACACCUACUAAGAGACUUAUUUCCAUGGAGCAGUGUGUGGUCUAUGUCAUCCUUGUGAUUGGAAAUAGCAUACUUUGACUUUAUUCAAAUUGCUUUAUUGUUAGGAAAAAUGUAACAUAAACCAAAUAAUUGGAAUUUUUCUACCAAUGAGUCAAUUGGUUUAUGGUACAUUGAUAUCAACUAAAACAACAAAUAUGGUUGUGUAUAAAAUCUGUGAUAUUUCCACCUAUUUUGAUAAAUAUACUUACACAAAAUUUUAACACUUAGGCCAAAGAAAAUCUUAAGAGUUUGCAUUUAUUCAGUGACUGUUUUAAUGAUAUUGUGGAUAUUACAACAAUCAAUCAAUACUAUAUAGUAGUAUUUAUACA
Pectinophora gossypiella (pink bollworm) is the source of this 2152-nucleotide messenger RNA. It is a transcript of the gene Ythdc1, whose product is annotated as YTH domain-containing protein 1. Lineage: Eukaryota; Metazoa; Arthropoda; Insecta; Lepidoptera; Gelechiidae. Gene Ontology annotation, molecular function: mRNA binding; N6-methyladenosine-containing RNA reader activity. The record is from RefSeq and is a predicted model, not a curated record. Bases 197 to 1537 code for a protein of 446 amino acids. The transcript has a single exon. Gene Ontology annotation, cellular component: nucleoplasm. Gene Ontology annotation, biological process: mRNA splicing, via spliceosome; regulation of alternative mRNA splicing, via spliceosome.